This is a messenger RNA of Pocillopora meandrina, 3279 nucleotides long. The record is from the annotation of a GenBank genome assembly. NCBI's taxonomy places the organism in Eukaryota, Metazoa, Cnidaria, Anthozoa, Scleractinia, Pocilloporidae.
AUGCUAAAAAUAUUUGGUCAAACUAGUGCGACUGAGUGCUGGCUAUUUAACAAUGUAGAGGCAAUGGAAAUUGGUUCACUUUUCCUACCUUGCUUUUUCUUUUUCCCAAGACUGGCUCAUCUCAGUGAAAAACUGGUGAGAAAGGAUCAGAGAAAGGUGGAAGACACGGCGGCAGCAAAUAGACCCUCAAAAGUGGAAGAAGACUUCGCUGCUUUUUUUGACAACGAGAGAAUGGACGCGAUAGAAAAAAUGCAAGACGUUUAUGGAUCUGAGGAAGACAACGACAUCGGUAUCUCUUACCCUCGACUAGCCUGCAUGAUAUUCGAGGUGAGAAAAAUCGAUAAAUAUUCAUUUUGUUCUCUUUUUUACCGCAGCUAGAAAGUUGCAAUAUUUUUAAUAUUACUGAUUAUGGCUGGUUACUGUCGUAACCCUUCAAAUCAAACUUCUAGGAACACUUGUGAAUUUUUUUUCCUGAAAGGCGGCCUACGAAAAGACGACAGAGGCAAAGGACUCAGCACUUCAUGUUUUCAGAGAAGCAAUCAAUGAAAUGAUUAACAAAGCUGCGGAACUGGGCGAAGCUUACUUGCGUUCGGAAAAGGUAUGCAGUAAAUUCUUAUACUAAAGCUGGCAAAAUAAGCUCUAUCUCGUUAAUCCGGUUGAGAUAAUGAUUAUAACUCAUGUUCCUUGUCAGGUUAAAUCAAUACCUAAUUUUUGGUAAAUGAUAGAGAACCAAAUCCAAAAUGAAUGGUUUUCUGUGCCUUUUUCGAGAACUAUCGUCAUGGUAAGACAUGGUAAGAUUGAAACAGUGAUCCAGUAGUUUAUAAAGUUCGGUGUUGUUGUUAAAGUUGUCUUUUGUUCCUAAAAUUUGACCCUUUCAUUUCACUACUAAAUGAGUUUCACGGAAGUCUUGUAAGGCUAUUGUGCAAGAAUCUGAUAAUAAAUAAUUACAUCGUAUGAACUGCUCGUGCGUUUCGUACUUUCGUUUUGUAUUUCAAAAGGAUCAUCCUUUUCGUAUCACUGGACUCUUAACGUUAUCGGGUUUUCUUCCAUUUAAAGUAAUAAAGAUGAACAGUGAAACUCUUGAGUUGGCUUUUUUUCCGCUUGCUUUGUCCCUUUAUAACAGAGAUAAUCGCGGGACAAGUAUCGACAGAGACGCGGUUAUUGCUCAAUAACUGUCCGGUGAUUUUGCACCACGCGACGUAAAGUAGCCAAUAGAAUCGCACGCAAAUUAAAGCAUGGGUUAUCAAGAACCAUAACCAACGUAUAUAACCAAGUGUAACAAAAUAUUUUGCUCGAGCUUUACAAUUUCUAGUUUAAUUCUCAUCUUUUUUACUCUGUCAUGUGUUGAUGAAGUCCAAGCUAUCGUCACAUAGAGUCAGUUUGAAGAUACCAAUGUACAGCCAGGAAUUGAAGUACCCGACCGAGGUUCUAGAUACUCUCUUGCUUUCCUUGAAAGAAACUGCGCCCCUCUGCAGUCUCGAGUUCAUGAAAGAGGUAUGUUACAAAAAGCUAUAUAGUAAACUGCUUUGAAUUCCCAUUCAAUUUUUAUAAAGCCUCCUAUCAUCUUAUACAGCUCAUAUCGUACAAAAAGGGAAAGUCCCUUAAAGACAUGCUUGUGAUUAUGAAGGCGAUAAUGCGACGCGACCACAAAGCCACAUGGGGAGUCCGUGUCAGUCUGUCUUUACCCUUAUUCUUAUGCCGAUAUCAUUUGGAUACCUAGCAUAUCAGCUGGUGAUCAAAUUCGGCGCGAUCGGCGAAUAAAAUCGCCAAGUGCAGUGUCACCAGUUUAACUAACUUCGUAUUCUUGGUCCGCACUGUAAGUUACGAAACCUAGUUUUUGCUGCCCUAAGUAGAUUUGAAUGGAAAAAAAACUCUAUUCCUAACUUACUGUACUGACCUCGAACUUGGUUAGUAAGAAGUAGUUUCUCUUUACAUUUGUCUGGUCCGUUUCGUUAAGCUUGCAAUGAGGUCUUAUACCCUCUAAAAUACCUGAAAAUUGACCUCAAACCAGCUUUUUAAAUCGGUGAGAGCUGGCCACCCCGGGUGAGAAUCCAAAUCACCGCCUGUGUCCCAAUUCUGUUCGGCCAGUGAGCUCUUAGCAAGUUCAAUAGAACUGAAACUUAAAAUUAAAAGUGCAAACGAACCAGAAUGUGUGAUCAAUGAAAGAAAUAGCCGAAAGAGAGAAAGAAAAUUGUAACGAGGCAUUUAUUAAUGGGCAUUGAUGAAGAUGGCGAGUUGAAUAUUUAUGCUAAUCUUACAAAGUCGAGUAUGAUGGAAAAUUAGGCGGCCAUGGUGUAUACUGACUUAUAAAAGACAAAUACGAAACGAACAUUGCUGUUAGGUAGAAUGACUAACCUGGGUUGGAUUUUGUGUCAGUGUUUAAAUGAAGGAAUUGAAAAAAUCUUAGCCUUUUCAGCCACUUCAACUCGAGUGUCUAUAAUGGUUACCUGACAAUGGAGUUGAUUCGACUUAACUACGUUUUCUCACCUAAACACUCGAAACAUUGGAUUGCGAAAGGGUUACCCUUGUUAGUGUGAUUAAUAAUCGUCUUGAGUUUGUGAGGUCCUCUUCGCAUAUACGAAUCAGAGUCGAUUUGUAGCCCUCGUAAAACACCACAAAGAGUGCUUAGGAGAUAACACUUUACACGUUAUUGCGUGGUUAAGGCCUCAUACAGCGGGCUUUCGUGGACCAAUGGUUAGGAAAUGCUUGCAGAGUACAUCAAGAGAAUAUCCUAUGAGCAGUUAUUCUGUUAUAUGUAAGAAAGAUCACACUAUGAUCCUGUUCUCUUUUAACUUUUAAUUUUGAAGAACAUGUAUUCCCAAACAAACAAAGUUGACCUCUUUAGGCUAUUUGGCCAGUGUACCCCAGGUUUCACUUGUAAUUGGCACAAUAUUGCGUCUUUUUCAGGAUGUUCGGAAAAGAGUCACAGAAAAGUGGACAUCAUGGCUCGCCAGCGAAAAAUCAUGUAAAUUCUCUUUCUCCAAUCAUUUGCUGUUUCAACUCAAGGACUACAUUAAGGCGUGCAUCCUGCUAACUUGGCGUAUGGUCGUCCAGGUUCCACCCAUGCAACUGGAGUAUAAGUGUACCGCUUUAAAAAAUUUCCAUAUGAAGGUGGGAUACCAUAGUAGUCCAGAGAUGUGUUCGAGGCCCCCUCCAAAUGGACAAGGCGCCGCCGAUGAUGAGAUUGCUUGUUAUUUGUGGCCAGCACUCUUAGACGGAGGAGGACGAAUCAUCAGACGUGGAGAAGUCCUUUGUAAAGUGAAAGCCGAAGUGGUAUAG